This is a messenger RNA of Acanthosepion pharaonis, 1998 nucleotides long. The record is from the annotation of a GenBank genome assembly. NCBI's taxonomy places the organism in Eukaryota, Metazoa, Mollusca, Cephalopoda, Sepiida, Sepiidae.
AUGGCGACAAUUGAUGUAGAAGACGAAACAAUCCUUACAGCAAUCUUUAAAGAUUCUUUCCCAGAUAGUUGGAAGGAUAAUCCAGACUUUGUUCAAUAUUUAGCAGAAUUAAGUUCCUUUGGAAUUGAGAAGUUGAGUCGAGAACCAGAGAGACUUUCGGAAGAAAAGAGUCAGAUAUUGGAAGAAACUCAAGAUUUGGCUUUUCACAACUACAAAACAUUUAUUCAAACUGCUGAAUGCUCUAGAGAAAUUUUUGAAGAUUUCCAGAUCAUUGAGAAACAUGUUGAGAAUCUUCUGGAAAAACUGCCUCCAUUUUCUAACGAGUGUGAAAACAUUGCAAAGAGAGCCCAGGAGAUCAAUUCUAGUCGACGGAUGAAUAGCCUGACUCUUCAACGACACACCCAACUGUUGGAAAUCCUGGAAAUGCCCCAGUUAAUGGACACCUGUGUGCGGAAUGGUUAUUAUGAAGAAGCUCUAGAGUUAACGGCUCAUGUCAAGAGAUUAGAAAAGAAACACUGCAACAUUCCAGUGAUUGCUAAUAUUGUGAAUGAAGUGAAGAACUCGACUCAACUGAUGUUGAACCAGUUAAUUCAACAGCUUCGAACAAACAUUCAACUACCAUUGUGUCUCCGUGUUAUAGGCUAUCUCAGGCGAAUGGAUGUCUUCUCAGAGGCAGAAUUGCGGAUAAAAUUCCUGCAGGCUCGUGAUACAUGGUUUCAGAGUAUUCUUGAUGCUAUACCAAGAGAUGAUGCCUAUAUCCAUAUCACGAAGACCAUAGAAGCCAGUCGAGUUCACUUAUUUGAUAUCAUCACACAAUACCGUGCCAUAUUCUCUGAUGAAGAUUCUCUGAUCAGUUCUCAGCGAGAAGACUUCUUGUAUGAAGCUUCCUUGUUUCACAGUUGGGUUAUUCAAAAGGUGAGUCAGUUCUUAACAACCUUGAAAGAAGACCUUGAAUAUGGAGUUGGAGGUCGACUGGACUCUUUGCUUGGUCAGUGUAUGUAUUUCAGCUUAUCAUUCAGUCGAGUGGGUGCAGAUUUCCGUGGACUCUUAGCACCAAUUUUUCAGCAGGCUGCCCUCAACGGAUUUCAACUGACUUUAAAUGAAGCCAAUAAAAAAUUUGAGGAUGUAAUGCAAUCAUACAAUUUAAUGACUGUCACCUCCACAGGAACAAAAGGUUAUAAUAUGUCCUUUCAGCCUGGUCAGCUGUUCCCUCCAUCUGUCCUGCUAGAUUUUCAACCAUUGGCCAUGUACUGCAAUCAUCUCUUGAGUGCCUUCAAUGAUUUACGCUUGUGUGCUCCUCUUUCAUUGGCCUGUGAUGUCAACAAUGCCCUACAAAAUUCUCUUUUAGCUGUGAAUCGUGUUAUCCUCUCAUUCCACAGGGCUGAAGAACCAACGUUUAACACACAAGAAAGGGAACAUUUCCAAUACUUUCUGCAAGUGUACACUGCUGACCUUUUACCUUAUUUGAAUCAAUGUUUGCAGACCCUCUUCCCACCCACACAGCUUGCUCAGUUGCUUGGUAUCACAAUAGCUGAGAUGAGUGUAUUGGGUAACUCCGGCAGUUUGGAUUUAACAACUAUCCUUGACAGCCUCAGUCAUCUUCUUCCUGAGAAAGAGGAAGAGGUAUCAAUAACAACUGUGGAAGAAAAUCUUUCUGAAUCUCCUACUGUGAUGAAAGUUUCCCCAGUCAUAUCCCCUGAUGAUCACUCUUCAGAUACAUCAACUCAACUUUUCACUGAUGCUACAGACACCAAUUUGCCACAAAGCUCCCCAUCAGAGAAAGAGGCUUAUAUAGAACCUUCUGAGACCCAAACAAUUGAUGAGUUUAGUACAGAGACUUUAUACCCAUCAGAAGCUAGUCCCAAUUCUGAAAGUGCUGUCAAAUCAGAAUUAGUGCCCAGUUUCCUUCCCACAGUUGAGAUGGAAGAUAACAAUUCAAGCCCCGUGCACACACCUGUGACAGUGGAGACUUCAUUAGCUAAUGAUAUACCAGAAUAA